UCGUCUACCUUGAGUUGUCCCGCCAGGCACUGACGAAUGGCAGUUGUAAAUGCAUUUUCAAAAGAUAUUGACCAGUUGCUCAUCAGCAACUCUCGCAUGCUGACGCUGCGGAAGUGAGCCGCUCGCGGUUCGAUUUCUGUACUCGCGAAAUUAAAGCUAUGAAGAACGAACGAGUUUUCCACGAGAAGAGUCUACUGGUGCAGUCAUUGAAGAUCGCCAAUAAUUUGGAUCGGAAGAAAUCACUUUCUACAUCAAUUAUUCCGACUCAGAAUCAAAACUAUCUGUGUGUACCUCUACUUCAUAAUGGAUUUCACCAGCCUAAACAGUUGGACUCGCAGAAGAAAAAUGGUUACGAGGAUAUUCUUGUGCACACUGCGGUGGAGAAAUCGUACCAUUCGAUAACGCGGAGUAUCUCUCAGUCUACGUUGACGAUACCGGAGAACUACAGUUUCACCUCGGUGCAUAUUCAAGUUUACAAGCGACGAUGGGCAAUGCUAGUACUUGGAAUGCUCAGCAUAGCAAUCUCGUAUGUGCAGUGGAUUCAGUACAGUAUUGUAGCUAAUAUUAUAAUGAGAUACUACAACAUAAGCUCUGUAUGGGUGGACUGGACAUCGAUGAUUUUCAUGGUUAUGUAUGUUGUAUGUGUUUUUCCAAUAUCUUACAUGAUGGAUAUCCGUAAUAUGCGACAGACGGCUGUAAUUGGUUCGGUAGGAACAGCGAUUGGAGCGUGGAUUAAAGUGUUUUCUGUCAGUCCGUCCCAGUUCCAGAUGGUCAUUUUGGGACAAGUCGUUUCUGCCUUCUCGCAAGUGUUUCUACUCAGCAUUCCAUCGAGACUGGCAUCGACGUGGUUCUCACCUGAAGAGGCAUCUUCCGUAUGUGCAUUUGGGGUCUUUGCAGCACAACUUGGUACUGCCGCCGGAUUCUUUUUCACCCCGAUAGUGAUCAACAAUCAUGAAGAUAUCGCUCGAAUAGGAGUAGAGAUGAAAAUUUUUCUGAUGGCGGUGGCAGGAAUCUCAACUGUUGUUGCUUGUAUGGUAAUUGCCGUAUUCAAAUCAGCCCCUGAAUUUGCACCAAGUCACGUGCAAGCUCUACAACGAACGAUGAAGCCUAAAAGAAAGGACUAUUGGCCCGCGGUGGGUAGACUGCUACAAGAUGACAACUACUUGAUUUUAGUGAUAGCUUAUGGAAUCAAUGUUGGCAUUUUUAAUGCUUUUUCUACGCUGCUAAAUCAAAUCGUGACUAACUAUUUUCCAACCGGGGAAGCGGAUGCUGGUCGGAUUGGGUUGGCUCUGAUUGUACUUGGUUUGGUCGGCUCAAUGGUGUUCGGAUAUCUGUUGGAUACGAUGCAUAAAUAUAAAGCCACCGCAGUCUGGGCAUGUCGGUUGUCGGCCGUUACUAUGGUGAUAUUUGCAUUGGCUCUAGAGAGUCGAUCGAAAAAGUUGGUGUCGGUUGCAUCUAUUUUUCUUGGCUUCUUUAUGACAGGCUUUCAGCCGAUUGGGUAUGAGUUUGCGGCUGAGCUGACGUUUCCCGAACCCGACGGUCCCGUCUCUGGAAUUCUGAACAUUUCUACCCAAAUAUUCGGAAUUGUUGUUACGUUGUUAAUUUCCGGCUUGCAAGAAAUACUAGGAGAUUUCACAGGAAACAUGGUCUUUGCUGCAUUUCUGAUGAUUGAUGCGAAUAUUAUAUCAUUGAUUAAGUCUGAACUGCGAAGAUAUAACACUCAUUUGGAAAUCGAACAGGAAGCUGCUAAAGAGCAAGCGGAGGACGCUACUGCCUUCCUGGACACUGUAAGCUACGAAGAGGCACCCUUAACGUUCAAAAUAGAUGACUGCAGCUAAUGGUGUCGAAAGACAAAACAACGACCGUAUCGUAAAUGUUUAUAUGACCCCACUGGUAGCUAAGACCGAGAUAGUAUUUUUUUGUGAGACGUCAGAUAGAAUAUAGAAGGUGUGUAAUCUCACCAACUCCAA
This is a messenger RNA of Wyeomyia smithii (pitcher-plant mosquito), 1970 nucleotides long. Its product is annotated as feline leukemia virus subgroup C receptor-related protein 2-like. The transcript has 3 exons. Gene Ontology annotation, molecular function: heme transmembrane transporter activity; heme binding. Gene Ontology annotation, biological process: heme export; transmembrane transport. Bases 159 to 1838 code for a protein of 559 amino acids. The record is from RefSeq and is a predicted model, not a curated record. Gene Ontology annotation, cellular component: membrane. Lineage: Eukaryota; Metazoa; Arthropoda; Insecta; Diptera; Culicidae.